AUAUGCUUUUACGGGCAAUAGUUAACUCUCUCGACUGGGGCAACUUAAGAACAAGAAAUAAAAAUGGUGUCCAUUAUCAGCGGUUUUAAGUUAAUUUUGUUCACAGCUGCCGUCGCUAGUAUUAUUUCAGCCGCCACUUCAGCCACUCUCGCCGGAAGAAAGGUCUUCGAUGUUCGAAGCUAUGGUGCUCGUGGUGACGGCAAAACAGACAAUGCAAUUGCGUUUACAAAGGCGUGGAAAGAAGCGUGUCAAUGGAAAGGAUACCCUAGAGUGUACGUACCAUUUGGAACUUUCUACCUCGGUGCCGUAACCUUCACGGGACCUUGUAAAAGUCGGAUUAGUUUCAUCAUCAAAGGAACUUUGUUAGCUCCAAAAGAUCCUAAAGCCAUCAAACAAGACACCUGGAUCAUUUUCAGGUAUGUUGACUAUCUCACGGUCUCAGGCGGCGGUAUUCUCGACGGACAAGGAAGCUACUCUUGGCCACUCAACAAUUGCCGCAAAACCCUUUAUUGCCGGGCUCUACCUAUGAACAUGGGGUUCCAAUUCGUGAGAUUCUCGAGACUCACCCGCAUCAAAUCGAUCAAUAGCAAAAUGGGUCACUUCAACUUCUUUGCAGUCCAAUACUUUGACAUCACACGUGUCAGAAUUAUGGCUCCCGGAGAUAGCCCUAACACUGACGGAAUCAAGAUAGGUUCAUCAAACCACAUGAAGAUCCACCACGUUGACAUAGGAACCGGCGACGACUGCAUCGCAAUCUUGUCAGGAACCACCAAUUUGGAUAUCUACAAUGUGAAGUGUGGACCGGGUCAUGGAAUUAGCGUUGGAAGUCUUGGGAAGUUUAAAGGUGAGAAGAGCGUUCAGGGAUUAAAGGUUAGGGAUUCAAUCUUUAACGGUACGAGUAAUGGAGUACGAAUCAAGACCUGGGCUUCGUCGGGUUCACCGAACUUAGUUUCGAAUUUUCUUUACAAGAAUCUCCAAAUGAUUAAUGUCGAAAACCCAAUCAACAUAGAUCAACGAUAUUGUCCAAAUCCACCGUGCAGCUUAAAGAUUCAGAUAAAAGACGUGAAGUUCAAUAACAUUUGGGGAACGUCGACGAACAAAGUUGCAGUGAAGUUGCAAUGUAGCAAGAAUGUUCCUUGCAAAAACGUUGAGCUCUUCAACGUUAACUUAGUGCACCGUGGACGCGACGGUCCAGCCAUCUCUUUGUGUGAGAAUGUUGCCGGUUGGACACGUGGCAAGAUUUCUCCUCCGUCUUGCAUCCGUUGAUCCACCUUUUGAAUUUUGAUUAUAUUAUCCUUAUUAGUUCAUUGUAGCUUUUUAUAAUUUUGUAAUUCUUGGCAUCUCUUAUCACUCGUUUAGUUUUGUCAUGUUUGAGCAAUUCUAAAGGGAAGUGAAGAUUUGAAAAAGAAAUAAAAAAUUUCUUUGGCUUAAGUCAUAUUGGUUAAUUCAUUUGAUUUUGAUCAUUCACUUUGUUUGUUUGGGCCAAGAGUCCAAGACAUAAAAGAUUAACUUUUCA
Arabidopsis arenosa is the source of this 1516-nucleotide messenger RNA. Lineage: Eukaryota; Viridiplantae; Streptophyta; Magnoliopsida; Brassicales; Brassicaceae. The record is from the annotation of a GenBank genome assembly.